Messenger RNA from Ostertagia ostertagi, 936 nucleotides. NCBI's taxonomy places the organism in Eukaryota, Metazoa, Nematoda, Chromadorea, Rhabditida, Trichostrongylidae. The record is from the annotation of a GenBank genome assembly.
AUGCCGCUGUUCACCUUAUGCCAACAGGGUAUUGAUACCAUUUUCAGCAAUGCCCGAAUAACGGGUGCACAAAUCAUCUAUGUUGAUAACGGACUGCAACAGCCGCAUUACUACGGGAAACCCAAUGCGGAUGAACCCGGGAAAAUAACCGGCACUACUGUUUUCCAGGCCGCGUCUUUAAGUAAAGCAGUAAUGGCCUAUAUUACCCUGCGCCUGCUGGAUAAAGAACUGAUUGCACUGGAUACCCCGCUGUACCGUUACUAUCCCUAUGAACGCAUCAAAAAAGACGAAGCGGCAAAAAAAAUAACCGCCCGCAUGGUAUUGCAGCAUACCUCCGGCUUUCCCAACUGGGCCACCAACCCUAUCUCAAAACAAUGGGCCGGUUCCGCACUCAGUACAGGGUUUACACCCGGCAGCAGCUGGUCUUAUUCCGGCGAAGGAUUUAUGUUCCUGCAGUUUGCAGUAGAAAAAAUCCUGAAAAAAUCACUGGAGAAGAUUGCUGCAGACGAAGUCUUUAUACCCUUUCAAAUGAACUCCAGCAGUUUUCUGUGGCGGCCGUCAUACACAGAAGAUGGCGCUUACGGCCACAAUAAAAAUGGUGAACUUACCGGCCGGCCGGAAGCAUUUCUGCCCGGUGCUGCUUAUUCACUGCUUACUACUGCGGAGGACUACAAUCGUUUUUUACAGGCCGUAAUACAUGGCCGGGGACUCAGCAAGACCACCCACCAGCUGAUGCUGAAUGACAGGGUGCCCGUAAGUAAGAAAGACAGCAUCCUGAGCGAAGCAGCUAGUAAACAUGGGGUGUCGUCCCGCAUGGUUCAGUUGGUGGUGGCCGGUGACAAAACGAACGAAGCAAUUUUCACUGACUACAUGACCUACAAGCAGGAACAUAACAGAUUGCUUAAAGCAGUGAAGGAACUGGUGCCAUUUGAUUAA